Messenger RNA from Drechmeria coniospora, 642 nucleotides. Its product is annotated as Ankyrin repeat-containing protein P1E11.10. NCBI's taxonomy places the organism in Eukaryota, Fungi, Ascomycota, Sordariomycetes, Hypocreales, Ophiocordycipitaceae. The record is from RefSeq and is a predicted model, not a curated record. The transcript has a single exon. Bases 1 to 642 code for a protein of 213 amino acids. Gene Ontology annotation, molecular function: protein binding.
AUGGCGGAGACACCGAACCCAUUCCUACUUGCUGCAGACAAUAGCCCCGCGCUCCUGCCUUUCCUGCGCGAAAAUCUCCAGCUGGCAUCGGCCCAGGACGAGCACGGCUACUCUCUCCUACACGCUGCCGCUAGCUACAAUCAUCUCGACCUGCUGCAAAUCCUCGUACGCGAAUUUCAUGUUGACAUCAACCUGAAAGACGAGGAUGAUGAGACAGCUCUAUUCGUUGUGGAGACUCCUGAGGCUGCCAAGGUUCUUGUUGAAGAACUGUCUAUUGACGUUGGCCAUCGCAGCUCCGAAGGCUUGACGGCAAGGGAGAAGGUGGAAGCCGACGGAGAUUUCCCAGCCGUGGCUUCAUAUCUUGCCUCUGUCGAAUGUAUCAAAUCUGACAACCACGUUCAAUCUGUCGGGGCCAGUCAUGUCCCUGACGCAAUAAACGCCCUCCCUUCGUCCAAGGCUAUAAAAUUCACAGUGGGCACUGUGGACCAGGGUGACGAUGAUAUCAAAGAAGUCGACACUGAGUUUCGCCAGCGUAUAGAAGAGUUUGCUCGACGAGAUGACUUCGCCUCUGAGAGUGGCCAAGCGGACUUGCGCAAACUUGUCGAAGCCAUUAUGGGACCGACCAGGGGCGAUGGAUGCUAG